Messenger RNA from Periconia digitata, 1206 nucleotides. The record is from the annotation of a GenBank genome assembly. NCBI's taxonomy places the organism in Eukaryota, Fungi, Ascomycota, Dothideomycetes, Pleosporales, Periconiaceae.
ACCUACUCCUCAUCGCCUUGCGAAACCUCAUCAUGCUUCUACUCAACAUUCUAUCGUUACUCGCCAUCACGUCCUACGUCUCUGCAGGACCCCUUACAAUAUUUUCCGACCCCGGAGGUCCAUGCAAGAAGGAGAGUGACUGUUACGGAGGAGCCAAAUGUUGCAGCCAGAUCUGCGUACUUGGAAGCUGCCGUAUGGAUGGGUCUUGCGAUGCCGACAACGACUGCUACGGAUGGUGCCACAAUACGCCUGGAACAUGUAAUAUCAAGAAGGGACAGACGGAAGGUCGCUGUGUUUGCGAUAGCUGCUAGACGUCUUCGAAAAACUACUCUGGUCCACGAUGACGCGACGUCGGUCAAUUACCCGAAAGGACCAAAUUACAAAGAUCACGAUCGAGAUAAAUCCGGAGCAAAACAACUGCUUAUUGGAAGUAAUGGCAAGUUGGAGUCGCCGACGAUGAUCGAGUAUCGGUAUUCAGUGUUGAGGAAUGGGAUUUGGUGGAAGUUGGCGAUUUGACGAUUUGGCGUUGGGGAACCAUGGUGUUAUAAGAGAAAUCUCCGGCGUUUUGAACAUUCCAGAAUUCAUCAUAGCUAUUUGAGAUACAACAAAAAAAUGCAAGCAAAUGUUAUAUCAGAUGCGCGACAAAAGAGACGGAAGGAUGCUCAUUGAGAUUGCUCCCAACUGAGUCCGGCUGACAUGAGCUCUCAGCCACAGGCCACACCGCUCCUCUGUUUCUUAGACCCGAUCACCAAGCUAAUCAGUGAAAUUUACAAAGCAAAGCGAGAGCCGAGUUUUCAUCCCCGUGAAUACGUCAUGAAUUUCGGACUCAACUCUUGAGAUGAAGGGAUGAGUCUAGAACCUAGGCCUGAACGUAAUCACCGUUUGUAGUUCCUUUCGGAUCCUUUCCGUAACCCGGAUCGACAUAGCCGUCACGUAGUCUGAUCGUCUAUAUUUGGCACGCAAAAACUGUAAUUAAAUUUCAGACAAACGACUCUGUCCAGAGUACAACAUCCUAUUUCUAUAGGAAAUCUACACCAUGUCUAGGAAGAUAAUGCGGAAGACUCGUACCCGUCUGCAGUACUUGCUAAUCACUCGCCGGCGUCAUCAUUAGGGUCCGAUACUAGAUGCCUUCUGAAAAUGUCCUUGGCGUCCCAUCGACGCCAAUCUUCUGCGCGGAUCCGGAAUAUAUGUACGAGUAGAACAAGU